Messenger RNA from Daldinia caldariorum, 1230 nucleotides. RefSeq lists its product as uncharacterized. The coding region runs from base 1 to 1230 and encodes 409 amino acids. NCBI's taxonomy places the organism in Eukaryota, Fungi, Ascomycota, Sordariomycetes, Xylariales, Hypoxylaceae. The record is from RefSeq and is a predicted model, not a curated record. The transcript has 3 exons.
AUGGCAGGCUUCAGUCGUUCGUUUAAGCCAUCUUCGUAUCUUUCUUCUAUGAAAAGACGACCACCUCCACCUCCAAGAAAUAUGUCAAGCUCCUCCGAAGCAUCGCCGCUCUCAUCACCCGACAUUCGGCAAGACGAUAUUAUCUUCUCUACGAGACCCUCACCGAGAAUCUCACCAGAAUCGUCAAUGGAUAAUCCAUCGCAUAAGCAAUCCGGAGCUUCUCCAAAGCUAAGACCGAGUAGCGGAAAAAAAGACCCGAUUCUCUUCGACGGUCUUAUAUCAACGCCUGCAAGAACCAGACCGAUUGCUAUUGAGUUACCUGCUACAAAGAAAGUUAAUAGUGCUCCUGUUUACACUCCACCCGCACCGCUUUCAGCUCGUGGUGAUCUUCCUGGUGGUUAUUUCCCCUUACACGAAGACCAAGCUCGUGUCUACCGCCCUCACCCCUUUCAGAUUGAGACUUCCCAAGCCCGUAUGAAAUCCAUCGAAUGUGCAAGCCAGUCAGACUUCCCUGGCCCCGACAAAGGCACUUCCUUUAAAGCACCGACGGGAGGAGCUAUGUAUUCUACCACGGCCCCCAAAGCUAUCAUGCCAGAACGAUCUACGAUGCUCGCGCCACCUGGUGCUACGAGCAUGCCAGAACCCGACUUCGAUUCCAGGUCCAAUACCCCUGUUGCUAGCUACAUACCAACAGGGACUACGGACAGCCCUCUACCUAUGGGCAAGUAUUAUCCUUCCAACUAUGUGAAAAGAAAAGAAGAAAAGAGAAGUCGGCAGCAAAGCCGACCACCGACGUCGGCUCCCUUGCCCCCGAUGGUGUCUAAGUCGGAGUCACUUGUACCUACCAUCAGAGAUUCUUCCGCGAUGGGUCAUUCGCGGAAUGAGUCCGAUGCGAAACGUAGAUUACAGCAAUACCAACGCGAUAUGAUUGCCCAAGCGACGCUUGCUCUUAAUGGUGGAAAUGUCAGCGCGGCGACGUUAAACUCAUUGAGGACGAUCGGGUUUACAAGCAUGCCCGGGCCGGGUAAGCCGAGAUUGGCACCUUUGGGAUCUCCGGGGCCUGUAACGCCUAUGGAACUUGAAAAUUCGCAAGAAGGUUAUUUGGGGGCGGGGGGAGCUGCCAAUAUCCAAGUUGAAGAGAUCGCCCGGGCUAUCAGAGCUGAAGAGGAGCGCAAAAGACGAGAGGGUACGACAUCGCCAACUGUUGAGCUGGGUCCCAGUACGUUUUAA